AUGAAGGCCAAGGAAAGGGGGAAACCCGAGCAUGAAAAUGGGCACCGGGAUUGCGAUCACUGGCAUGAAUGCGAUGCCUCGCUGCAUCCCGCACAUCGCCUCCCGCUCGACAGCAUUUUUCUCUACGGCACAUCGUCACGCUGCUGUGUUAUUGGCACCGACGCGACGCGGCGCGACUACCAUGUGCUGGAUUUCACAAGAUCCAACAGUGACACGCUCCGCUACGACGUCACCACCACGUACACAUCCGAUGACAUCGAGUCCCUUGUUGCACACCUCAAGAGAGAGCCGAAUGUGCGCGUGUUGCGUGCCAAGGCGUUGCUUGGCUGUGUCCGCUUCACAAGGGGAUACUAUCUGCUGCUGGCGACGCGGCGUCGGUGUGUGGCCCGAUUGGGUUUCCACCGCAUAUUUGAGGUGGCUGAUAUUGAACUUGUGUCGUUGUGCGCUCAGGAGACGACAACAGCAACAGCGGGUGUGGGCGCGUCGCCCCUCUUGCCGCCCCGCACCGUGGAGGACUACUACCGCAACCAGUUUCUCGCAUCGUCGCUGAAGCAGAAUUUUUACUACUCUCACACCUAUGACCUGACGAACACUCUGCAAACGAACAUGACGGUUCCCUUCAGAGAGCGCAAGCUACGUGAUAAGUUUGUGUGGAACGAGUUUCUCGUUGAACCGCUUUUCACGCCAUUCACGACGCGCAGUGCCGCAACGGAAGAAGAGGCAUUGUUAAGCCCCGCUGGCAUCGGUCAGUGGACGGUGCACCUGGUGCAUGGCUCUGUUGUGCAAUGCCCGGUAUGGUGCAACUCGCGCCCCCUUCUUGUUACUCUCAUUGGUCGUGUCAGCAAGAACUUUGCUGGCGCACGGUAUCUGCGCCGCGGCGUUAGCAGCGACGGGCAUGUUGCGAACCACGUGGAGGUGGAACAAAUCGUCGUGGACGAAUCAACGCUCCACACACACUUUACAAGGGGAGGGUUCACUUCUUAUGUGCAGGUGCGAGGCUCGGUUCCGCUGCAUUGGUUUCACCCCCCAACACAGCUGCCGAAGCCACCCAUCAAGUUGGGUGUCACGGAUCUGUACUAUACUGAUACACGGAAACACUUCCAGGAGUUGCUGGAAGAUUAUGGGGCGCCGCUGAUCAUAAUGAACUUGCUUCGGCAGCGCGAGAAACGUCCGCGUGAAACCCUACUUAGUUCCGAGUACCGUAAAGUCGUGGCGAUGUUGAAGGGCCUUAUCGCUCGAGAGGAGAAGGUGAGGGAGGAUGAAGAAGUGGAAGAGAUCCUCUUGUAUGAUGAAUUCGAUAUUCGUGAGGCAGCACACGACGCGUGGAACAAUACGACUGCGCUGGCAGAAGGGGCACUGGAAAAAACGGGUUUCUUUGCAUGCAAUAGCAGUGGGACGAGAGUGCGGCGGCAAGAUGGUGUCGUGCGUAGUAAUUGUGUGGAUUGCGUUGACCGUACAAAUCUCGCCCAAUUCUUUUUUGGGCUCCACGCCUUGGGGCACCAGCUCGGCGCAUUGGGCCUUCUCCACGCUCCUGUGGAUAUUUCCCUCUCACCCGGCGUGCAGGAUCUCCUAUUGCGUAUGUACCUCCUCAUGGGUGACGCUAUCGCUGUGCAGUACGGCGGCUCACCGCAGGUGGGCGCUGGGGUGUUGAACAGAGGAACCGGGUGGGACAAAAUAAUGGGAAUUAAACGUCUCUACAACAACAUGGUCGGUGACCGUGAAAAACAGUCUGUAUUAAACCUCUUCUUGGGGAGGUACCAGCCAUACCCAAGCAUGCACUCUGCUGCGCCUAACCCGGUGAUGCGCAUCCCUGGUGCUAACGACGGCGGUGGCGGCGGCCAUGGCAGGAGUAGCAUCAGCAGCAACGUGAGGGACGAGAGGGCUUCCACAGCACGCUACAGUCUGCCGCACGUCGGGCCCGAGGGGCGCGUCGGUCGUGUGGUUGACUUGUCAGAGAUCGAGUCUGACUACUAUCUGCAGGUAAAGAGCGCCCCGUCACUUGCGAAACCCGAUUUGGUGACGGGUUGGUGGAAAGAGCCGCUGCGUCGCUUUCACCUCGCGCUUCACCGCCGCCGGACAACGUUGUCUCCGUCAAGACAGAGAGUGGCGGAUGCACAAGAGGCGGAAGAUAUCCGCAGAAUGUGUCUCCGUGAGCGCGCUGCCGCCUUGGUGGUGAAGCAAGAUGCCGACGCCGACACUGGAGAAUCCGGCGGAUGUGUGGCAUUGCAAGAUGGGGAAGUGUUUCUUUUGGUGUCGACAACACCAUUAACUACGCUAGUCCGCCGAACGAUGGUGUUGCCAUGCCGCCAGCUCCCUCUGGGAGAAUCAAUUCUCCUGCAGGAUCUCAUGAAACAGAGUGGGAUUGGCCUCAAAAGCGUGUCCCACGACACUGGACUUCAGGCAGAGGAAAUGUUGCAUGAUUAUUGCACAUACCCGGCGGAGGUGCGAGCAAGCAUCUUUUAUCGCGACAUUGAAGCUGUGCGACGAUUAUGUGACCAGUGUGAGCCCCCUGAUGAACUGCGGCGCAUGCAGAUGGCGGUGCUCACAAAGAACGGUGACCCGGCUGACUGGAACACAGAGACGGUCGUCGAGGCGCUGAUGGAUGUGGAGCCGGAAGUAAACGCUAGUACUAUCAACUACCUACGGCAGAUGAAUGUAGAUGGAUACACCCUGCUGUACCAGUUGAGCACUGAAUUGAUGGGACAGAAAGUUAUAUUGAGCCGCUUUGUCGAACUUCUGCGUCAGUUGCCGCGUGCAAGCUUGGAGAAUGCGCGAGUAUGUCUUCAGGAGUGUGUAGUGUCCACGGAGAAAAUGUGCGAUGCCGAAGGAGGCAGUGACCUUGGGCAGCAUAUCGCCUUCCCAGACAUCACAUGCCGAAUCCUGCAGCCAUUCUUCCAGGAGGCACUAUACCCUGCCACUGUGGGCUCAGUCGUGAGGCUGCUGCUGCAGGAAAUGACAGACGAGGAGCGUGGCGUCCCGCGCAGCAACCGUCUCCGGUACCGUGAGAAGACCAAUCAGCGCGUCCCGCCUGCUGUCGUUGCGUUGAACUCCUUCAAUGCAAAGGAGCUGCACCAGUGGCUGUUGCGUGAGUCGCGGCGUCUGGGUCUCACUCUACAUCAGUACGUUGAGCGCCAUGAGGCGUCUCAGGUGGGGUGGAAGUUUUUGCUUUGGCUUGCGCACGCUAGUCUGGUAACGCGCAUCAUUAUCGAACCAGCUUUUGGCGUCUUUGUGCAGCCCGCGAUCAAGCUGAAUGAUUUCGCAUCUCGCACGAACCUGUUUACCCUGCGAUCCCUUGAAGAGGUACAUGUGCUUAACAGAAUCAGUACGCAAAGAGGUGGGAGACCGGCAGACUCCGGCGGAGGUACACCCCCGCUUGCCGACUCUGCGGCUGCUUACGCUGAGUCUUUGGUGAGUUUGGCAUUGGACAUGCUCUCUUCUUUGCAAGAAAUGGUAAUAAUGACAGGUAGUGGGGACAGCACUCACGAUUCAGCUCUACGUGCGAUUCUGAAUAGCGUCGCGGCAUUAAGCUCUCACCUCAUGGAGGUUGAUCUCACAGCAAUGCGAUCAUGUGAGCAGUGGUGCUUCUGGGCAAACGUAUUCAAUGCGCUUUACAUCCAUGCAUGGCUAGCGGCUCCAGGGAAGCGAGUGCAGGACUAUACAAGCUUUUACACUGCCAACGGGUAUGAAAUCGGGGGUUACUUCUUUUCACUGAACGACAUCAAAAAUGGCAUCCUUCGCGGUAACAAGCCGGCUCCCUUUUCCCUGCUGCCGCCAUUUGAAUCUGGUGAUCCGCGGCUGUUGUUUGUGCCCGCGGACAUCGAAGAGGCCUUAGGUGGUAGUUACUUGGAUGCGAAAAGAACAGUAAGAACUGCUUCAAUAAAUCGUAUGCAAAGCCGUAUUCUGAUUACCCUUAUCGACUGCUAUUUAGUGCCGGAUAAGUUUGAGAAUGUGUCGUUGUACAGCCCUCGCACGCUCUUCAAUGAAGAGGAUCAAGCGGCUCUCGAUGCCACGAUCAGCAUCAGCGACAUCUCAAUCGUGGCCACGGAUGCGAAUGAGAGUGACAACGACAACCCAAAUGACGGUGGCGAUGAAGACCCAGAUGCUCGGGCAUCGCCCCUUUUUGUAGGUGGUGUUUUGCGUCGAGCAACUGGAUUUCCAGUAGGAGCGGCGAAUUGGUUCAGCUCGUGGUUCGGUCAUCGACAGGUGAGCAAGACUUCCAUAUUUACGCAUCCGUGCCUCCCUCUUGUUGCGGCUACACUGCCAGAGCAGAUGUAUCUGAUUGAAGACCACAUGCUGCGUUCACUCAGCAACACUUCGCAGGCAAUGGUGAUGCGAAACGGUGUCCUGUGCCCUCGCUCAGUGCUACCACUGCUCAUUUACCCAGAAGAGUUUGGUGCCACCACGGAGGAGAUCAUUCGCUCGCUGCACCACACGCACAUGAACGCUGCAGGAAAGAAGCAACAGCUUUCCGCCUCAGUGGGUGAAUGCGAAUCUCCCCUUGUUUCGGUGGAAGGGCCGUAA
Trypanosoma grayi is the source of this 4521-nucleotide messenger RNA. RefSeq names its product putative synaptojanin (N-terminal domain), putative,inositol/phosphatidylinositol phosphatase. Gene Ontology annotation, biological process: phosphatidylinositol dephosphorylation. Gene Ontology annotation, molecular function: phosphatidylinositol-3,5-bisphosphate 5-phosphatase activity. The coding region runs from base 1 to 4521 and encodes 1506 amino acids. The transcript has a single exon. Gene Ontology annotation, cellular component: intracellular membrane-bounded organelle. The record is from RefSeq and is a predicted model, not a curated record. NCBI's taxonomy places the organism in Eukaryota, Euglenozoa, Kinetoplastea, Trypanosomatida, Trypanosomatidae.